AAGUAAACAAAGUCGUAAACAACAUUAUGGUUUCUCGUACCAACGUCAUUUUUCUCUUUUAUUUAUUUAUUAUAUAGCCGCACUUCGAGAAAGACAAUGGAAUACACCAUCAAUACCUAGUUCCAAAGAAAGUUUUACAAAUUAAAAAAGGAUGUUAUAGAAAGAUUACUUGAGUGAAGAAGAACUCAAUCACUCUGAGUUGUUGUUCAUAAAGAAGACUGCGUUUGUGAUAUUUUCUCCUACCAUGUCUGGCUUUCUUUGAACUUUCACUCGCAGCUUCUUAUUCUUGUGAUCUAAGUUCCUCUACUCUCAUUCCAAGCGUGGGUGUAUAUCAAGGAUCCGGAUUCCUUGUGGUCGGAGGAAGCACGCAUGCACGCAGUUAGACGAUUAGAACUGUCAUAAAGAUUCAACAGUUGAUGAAUUAUUUUAGUAAAUUCAACUUAAAAAACACAUUUAAAAUACUAACUGUCUGAUCAAAUUAGACAGUCCACAUUCACGAUUGUGUGAAUGCGUGAGUGCAGGUGGAGUGAUAUAAAAUGGAGGAGAGACCAGAAACAGAACUGAUAUCUAUACCGGCGACACCAAGGGUGUCAACCCCGGAGAUACUGACACCAGGGCAGAGGUCACCAAGAGCAGCAUCAAAGGAAGGAAAAUCAUGGACCCCAACUUCUUUUAUAUCACCAAGGUUUCUGAGUCCAAUAGGGACGCCAAUGAAGAGAGUGCUUGUAAACAUGAAGGGUUACUUGGAGGAAGUGGGACACCUUACCAAACUCAACCCUCAAGAUGCUUGGCUUCCCAUCACCGAGUCUCGCAAUGGAAAUGCUCACUAUGCUGCAUUUCACAACCUCAAUGCUGGUGUUGGCUUUCAGGCCCUCGUUUUGCCCGUUGCUUUUGCUUAUCUUGGCUGGAGUUGGGGAAUUCUUUCCUUAACCAUAGCAUAUUGUUGGCAACUUUACACGUUAUGGAUUCUGGUUCAGCUUCACGAAGCAGUUCCAGGUAAAAGAUACAACAGAUAUGUGGAGCUAGCACAAGCAGCAUUUGGGGAAAGAUUAGGAGUCUGGCUUGCUCUCUUCCCAACUGUUUAUUUGUCAGCAGGAACUGCAACAGCUUUGAUUCUUAUAGGAGGGGAGACCAUGAAACUGUUCUUCCAAAUAGUUUGUGGUCCCACUUGUACUUCAAAUCCUUUAACCACAGUGGAAUGGUACUUGGUUUUCACUUCUCUAUCCAUUGUCCUGUCUCAGCUUCCAAACCUCAAUUCAAUUGCAGGACUCUCACUCAUUGGGGCAGUGACAGCCAUAACUUACUCCACCAUGGUUUGGGUACUCUCUGUAAGCCAACAAAGGCCACCCUCCAUCUCCUAUGAACCCCUAUCUUUGGCACAACCUUCUGCUUCUGUAUUUCUUGCCAUGAAUGCACUUGGAAUUAUAGCCUUUUCUUUCAGAGGCCACAAUUUGGCCCUAGAAAUUCAGUCCACAAUGCCUUCAACUUUUAAGCACCCGGCUCGUGUGCCAAUGUGGAAAGGAGCCAAGGUUGCUUAUUUCUUCAUUGCAAUGUGCCUCUUCCCUAUUGCUAUUGGUGGCUUUUGGGCGUAUGGCAACCAAAUGCCUCCUGGAGGGAUUCUCACUGCUUUGUAUGCAUUUCACAGUCAUGACAUCUCAAGAGGAAUACUAGCCUUAGCUUUCCUUCUUGUUGUGUUCAACUGUUUGAGCAGUUUCCAGAUAUACUCAAUGCCUGCUUUUGACAGUUUUGAAGCUGGUUACACCAGUAGGACAAACCGUCCCUGCUCCAUAUGGGUGAGAUCAGGUUUUAGAGUCUUCUAUGGAUUUGUCUCCUUCUUCAUAGGAGUGGCACUUCCCUUCCUCUCAAGUCUUGCUGGUUUGUUGGGAGGACUCACUCUUCCAGUCACUUUUGCAUACCCUUGCUUCAUGUGGGUUCUCAUUAAGCAGCCACCAAAAUAUAGCUUCAAUUGGUACUUCAAUUGGAUUCUGGGUUGGCUGGGGGUUGCUUUUAGCUUGGCCUUUUCCAUUGGAGGUAUUUGGAGCAUUGUCAAUGAUGGGCUUAAACUUAAAUUCUUCAAGCCCAAUUGAAUUUUUAAUAAUAGGCCAUGCAAAUGCACAUGCACUAUAUGGUAAUGCUACUCUUUAGGCGUUUCCCAAUGGUCUAAUAAUAUAGUUAGUGCAUGUCUUCUUCCGCCCUAAGCUAUCUUUGGUGGAAGAUUUGGUUGUAUUGUGAGAAGUGGUGGUAAAAGGAAAGCCAAUAAUUAAUGAAGAGAAUGAUCCUUGUAUGUCUAAGUGGAGACAGAGUUAGACCUUGCAAGUUACUAAAGUUUAAAGAGUAUCUCUCCAUGCCUUCACCGUUCCUCUUGUUGUGGUUCUCUUUUCACUGGGUGAUAUAGCUUGUUAUGUUUAGAACAUUUAAUGGUUUGCUCUUAUUCAUUUUUGUAGAGACCUCCAGAACAACCCCCCCUCCCCCAACAAAAAUCGUCAAACUCUUUCAAAUUAUUUGUACGUUGUAACCCGUGUGAUUUCAAAAGUUAAUUUCUCAGCGAAUCCUCCUUUCAA
Messenger RNA from Glycine soja, 2561 nucleotides. Its product is annotated as lysine histidine transporter-like 8. The record is from RefSeq and is a predicted model, not a curated record. NCBI's taxonomy places the organism in Eukaryota, Viridiplantae, Streptophyta, Magnoliopsida, Fabales, Fabaceae. The transcript has 7 exons. Bases 537 to 2087 code for a protein of 516 amino acids. Gene Ontology annotation, cellular component: plasma membrane.